AUGGUGCGUGCUACAUUCUCGUUUAUUCUCGCUGCGAUCCAAGUUGCGACGGCAACUUCCCUUCAUGUUCCCCUCACUCGUAUUGCGAUACCGACAGAUCGAUCUGUAGAUGACAUUGUGGUUGCUGCGGACCGUCUUCGUUGUAGGUAUGGCUUCGCGCCAGUUACCGAAGUCAGUCUACGCAAGCGGGGGUUGGACAUGAGCAUGCCCCUCAUCAAUCAGGGUUACGAUAUGGCAUACAUCGGAACAGUCUCGGUGGGAUCGCCCCCUCAGACUUUCCAGAUAGUCAUGGAUACCGGUUCCUCUGACCUCUGGCUCGCGUCUACAUCAUGCGCCAGCUGCCCUCUUGAUACGCCCGGAUACAAUCUUUCUGCCUCUUCCACCUACAAGAACACGACGAUUGCAUCAUUGACCAGCAUAUCAACAAAUGAGAUUUCUAUUCAAUACAAUGGUGGCGUCGUUCUUGGUGCCCUCGCGUCCGACACAGUUAGUAUGGCCGGGUUCACAGUCGACCCACAGACUUUCCUUGUCGCCAAUGCGGUGUCAGGCAAUGUACUCAGCCCAAACGUCUCGGGAAUCAUGGGCCUCGCGUUCCAGGGACUCUCAGCGACCGACGCCGUACCGUUCUGGCAGGCGCUCGUCAACAAUGGCCAGCUCUCGAGUCCCGAGAUGGCGUUCUAUCUAACACGAGUCAUUGACAACCCCAAUGCCACAGAGAACAUGCCCGGUGGGGUGUUUACACUGGGCGGCACGAACAGCUCGCUGUACACUGGCGACGUCGAAUACAUCACACUGGCGGACAGCAGCGCGCUGACGUUCUGGCUACUCACCGUUCAGAACGUGACCAUCCAGGGCAGUCCAAUUAAAAUCUCCACUGGAAACGCUGCCACCGCCUCAAUUGACACUGGUACAUCGCUUAUUGGAGCACCACAGGAUGCUGUAGAGGCGAUAUACAAGAUGGUGCCCGGCUCGAGGGCUCUCGGAGGUAACUACACGGGCUUCUACUCGUUCCCGUGCUCAACACUUGUGAAUGUGUCGGUCUCGUUCGGCGGCCAACUCUGGCCUAUCAGUCCUGAGGAUAUGAACUGGGGCCCGAUCGGCCAGACUGAAACCCAGUGCAUGGGUGGGAUCUUCAGUCUUGACGUAGUCUCUCCCUCCGCGACUGGUGGUCCAGACUGGAUUUUUGGUGACGCAUUCAUGAAAAAUGUAUACAGCGUCUUUCGUGUCAAUCCACCUGCAGUUGGCUUUGCCCAUCUGUCAGAAGUUGCAACUAAUUAUUCAGAUGCAUACCCAUAUCCUUAUAACUCUAGUACGAGUGCAUCAUCCGCUUCGUACGCUGCACCCUCGACGCAUGUCCAAAUGAUCUUACUCAGUGCACUCGCGUCAUUGGCAUUGGCAUCGAGCGUAUUCUCAUAA
Molecule: messenger RNA, 1416 nt
Organism: Fibroporia radiculosa
Lineage: Eukaryota; Fungi; Basidiomycota; Agaricomycetes; Polyporales; Fibroporiaceae
Exons: 6
Coding region: 1-1416 (471 amino acids)
Biological process (GO): proteolysis
Molecular function (GO): aspartic-type endopeptidase activity
Source: RefSeq, a predicted model, not a curated record